UAGAACUGCACCGUGUCGUGUGCUUUCUGUUUCAUAGGUCCGGGGGAGCGCAAGUUAGUAGACGUAACGUUAGUCUGGUCUCCAAAGUAGCCAACUCAAACGUAAUGUAUCAUAAUGUAAUUAAUCGUAAGGUUUCUGUAUAUCGAUAGGUUCAUAUUGCGUUAGCAAAGCAGAGUUCGUGGGUUCGAUCCCAGGGAAUUAAGUACUGAUAAAAUAUUAAUUGGUGUGUUAAGCGUCUGACGCGAGCAGCUCGUGCUAUAAUAGCGAUAAUAUACGUUACGCAACGUGUUAAAUGUGCUUCCGUGUUGAACUUAUCAUUAGUUUAUCCGCAAGGAUACAAGAUCAAGAUAAGAUCUUUAACUAUAAUAAAAUACUGUACAUGUUAGGUGCUACUACAAAUAAUAAAAAAUGCGGAUAUGCCAAUAGAUAUGUUUACCUAUGGCGAUUAUUAUAAUAUUAUGUCUCUAAUAAAUCAGUAAUCUCUUCUGUACUCUGACAGCUGAAGCCCAUCUUAUCUUGUCGUCGUUUUUCCCACGACCUCUCCCCAGCUGUCCUAGGUUUCAUGACACAGAUAGCUUUAGGUCACUUAGGGGUCAGACAGCAGGGAUCUGAUGGAUCUCAUGAAUGAAGACCCCAAUGUCUUGACUUACAAACCCAUGAUCUCACGCAUAGAGUAUCACAUCAAGUUGAAUCCCCCUUGAGAUCAUUUUUCCUGAUUUAUCAUUGUAGUAGUGGUGCUGUAAUACAAGGAGUGUGCUGUGCACUUUUACUCAUUCUGUUUGUGUUGUUGAUGAUGCUAUUUUUGAUCUGUGACUUUUAAAAGUGACCUCAAGCUUUAAAUUGAAGGACACACAAAGCAGAGAGGAAUGGAGGGAUUAUCAUUGGCUGUACAAGAUGUUCUCAUCUGUAUCCGAACAUUGGGAAAUGCUUAGGUCAACACUUUCUGUUGGACCCAUCUGCAAAGCACGUUCACAAAAGAGGAAACAAUCUUACCAAAUUAAACAUUGUGGCACUGUGGUACUGUUAUGGUGUCAGAUGGGAGUGCCAUAGUCAUUUAAUAUAAACUGAGGUACAGAGUGAUAACAAUGGUAAGGUACCACUGUAUAGUACAUGAUGCUCCAGGUUGAAGGCUCCCAAACAUUCGAUUAACUUACUUUGAAGUUGUUUGUGACUAAUGAAAAAUAACUUCUUAAAAUUGCACUGACAAAAAUGAAAUAUACUAUAGAUCAUGUCACAAGACGUAAAUAACCUUGGUCCAGAACCACUUCCUGUUUUAUUUAUUUAUUUUCAUUUCACUUCUACAAUUAGUCUUAAAUAUGCUCGUUUAACAUUUUAAUCAGUUCUAAAUCUUCUCUCGGUUGUAUUUUGUUGUUACGUUUGUGUAGUGUUAAAUAACUGAAACGGGAAGUGUUUUGCACUGGCGUUGUUGUUUACAUAUUGCGAAAUUGUCUUUAGACACGUUCCGUGGUUUUAAAGGUUUACUCAUAUAUUUGACGUUUCUAUUCCUAGAUAUCACAGUUUAAAACUAUGAUAUUUUUGUUUCAAUGGCUGACAAAAUCUUUAAAAAAAAAGACUUUACCGUUGCUCUACCAAAGCAAAUACCUAAGCACAUGGUAAUAUUUGGCAGCUCCUUUUAGUGGAGGAUUGUAUAGCGGUUUCGUGUUAACAUGGCUAACGUAGGACAUUCACAUGACAUAAACAUGAAAAAAACAAGCUGUGCAAAGGGUGGCUACAUAUAUAUCUGUUAAAACAAUAGAAUUUUACUGUAAAAAUCAAAAGGAAAAAUUGUGUGUGGAGGGGGAUUCAUUUAAAAUCAGCAAGUGACUCUUUUGACUGGUACUGUUGCAGAGUGUUGUUACCCUUGCAGAAUUUUAUGACAAGUUACACAGACUCAUUCUCAGUUAAAAAAAUUACACCAUAUGUGCUGAAAUUGGCAUUUGUUACACUAUACCAGAUCUUGAAGAUGUUGUUUGUCGGCUAUGUGCGUGCGUGCUUACGUAAGUGCACGCACAUGCUUGUGUUUGUGUAUGCAUGUCUGUGUUGUAACCAUUGUUACUUCUUCCUUUCUAUGAAGUUGCAUGUGUAUAGUUUGGCUGUAUUACGUGCACAAAAUCAUAUGUUGAAACUUGGUUAUAUUGUGUAUACCCUGUAAAAACUUGCUCAAUCUUGUAACAAUCUGUGCACUCACUGUGUGUGAGUCUAUAUGGUCUCAAACCUGUAAUCUCAGUCUGACAGAAGCUAUUUUACACGCAGCCAGUGGUGCAUUGCUGUUUGAAACCACACUAACACAACUUCAAGAAUUCAGGUUGUUGAAGAAACUCAGAAAGGUUUGGAAUGACAGGAGGUUGUGUUAAAAAGGAAUAUGUCACUUUUGGUUGACCUUUUUCUCUAAAUGUCAAUACUUGUGCGUUCCAUGGGCAGCAGCACUAGUAGUUUGUAUAGUGCCCUGGCAAAUACCAUCAGCAGCCCUGCUCUCUCUCAGCCGUGUGUCUCUGGGUACAGUCCAAAUAGCGACCUGGAUUUCCAUCAGGACCCGGUGGACCCUUUGGGGCUGCUGCGAGAAUGUAAAGAGGUUCUGAGAGACCGGCCAGCGCGACUGCACAGAACCUUUGUUCAGACCGGCCAUUGGGACUCGGGGCAGAUGCAGAUCAGAGUUAUGCAGUGGAAUGUACUUGCACAAGCUCUCGGUGAAGGCAUGGACAGUUUUGUGAAGUGCCCCCUGGAUGCUCUGAACUGGCCUGAACGAAAGUAUUUGAUCCUGGAGGAGAUCCUGACCCACAAACCUGACAUCCUGUGUCUACAGGAAGUGGAUCACUACUUUGACAUGUUUCAGCCCAUUCUGGCUAGUUUAGGCUACCAGAGCAGUUUCUGCCCCAAACCGUGGUCCCCGUGUCUGGAUGUCGAGAACAACAAUGGUCCUGAUGGCUGUGCUCUGUUCUUCAACCACAAACGCUUCCAGUUGAUAAACACGACGAACCUACGACUGUCUGCCAUGAUGCUUAAGACUAAUCAGGUAGCGAUUGUCGCUACGCUGCGUUGCCAAGCAACGCGGCGGGCGUUCUGUGUCGCCGUAACGCAUCUGAAGGCACGGAGCGGGUGGGAGGUCCUACGUAGCGCGCAGGGGUCGGAUCUUCUGCUGAACCUGAGGAACAUUGCACAAAGUGUGGGCACUGAAGAAAACGGAAACUCUGACGUUCCUAUGAUAGUAUGUGGUGAUUUUAAUGCAGAGCCAACAGAGGACGUCUACAGGAAUUUUGCAACAUCUAGUCUCGGAUUGGACAGCGCAUACAAGCAUCUCAGCACGGACGGAAAAACAGAGCCACCUUACACAACGUGGAAGAUCCGCCCAAGCGGGGAGAGCUGCCACACGCUGGAUUACGUGUGGUAUUCACACACAGCGUUCCAUGUUCAUGCAGUUUUGGACUUUCCUACACCAGAACAAAUCGGACCAAAUAGGCUGCCUUCCUAUAACUACCCAUCAGAUCACCUCUCGCUCGUCUGUGACUUAGGCUUUAAGGAUUUGAAGCCUGUUUGCUAAUAAAUCAGACUUAAUGGUUGUUUCGCAAGAUGUUUAACAAGUAGCGACUUGGCAAUGUUUCCACAUGUUCUGUGUUGUGUUUCUAAAUAAUUCUUGAUGCAGUAAGUGCAUUCUUAAAGGGACGGUUCACACAAAAUAACGUUCUGUCAUUGAUUUCUCAUAUUAAAUCCAACGUUUUGUCAAUUUUUUCUAAAUACUUUGUUGUUCCAUAAAGUAAAUCAUGACUGCUGUUAUUUUGGUGACCUAUUAUUUGUUUGAAUGCAGCUGACUUUGAGAAUGUAGAUUUAAAUGCAAAGAAAAACUUUUUCAGGUAUGAUUGAACUUGUUGGUGAGGCUAAUGUGCAUCCAACAAAUGCAUUGUUGUAUUCCUGUUGCAGACUUAAAUUAAACCAAAUAGUUUGAUAAAAUAUUGUGUUCAUUCAAGCAAUAGAAGUGUAUUUUUGUCACUAAUAUUUUAGAUUUAUGCUUUAUCACCUCCUAUAAGCUUAACAUUUUUGCAAAGGACAUUUAUCAGGUAACCACACUGCUCCUUAGUGGCGGAACAUCUUACUGCAUGAACAUAAGUCAUACUAUGCAUUUAUUCAGUACACUAAAGCAGCCUGCAUUACAGGUAUUAUGCAAUGAGAACUGUUUUGUUGAUAUAAAUUUAACACUUCUGCAGUGUUAAAUAAAUUAAAUUAGGUAGAGAAGUAUUUAGAUAGUCUAGCCAAAUGUAAGAAUGUCACUGAAUAAAUAAACUAUUAAAG
Molecule: messenger RNA, 4284 nt
Organism: Triplophysa dalaica
Lineage: Eukaryota; Metazoa; Chordata; Actinopteri; Cypriniformes; Nemacheilidae
Gene: noctb
Product: nocturnin b
Exons: 4
Coding region: 2393-3538 (381 amino acids)
Biological process (GO): circadian rhythm
Molecular function (GO): poly(A)-specific ribonuclease activity
Source: RefSeq, a predicted model, not a curated record